Molecule: messenger RNA, 3601 nt
Organism: Scleropages formosus (Asian bonytongue)
Lineage: Eukaryota; Metazoa; Chordata; Actinopteri; Osteoglossiformes; Osteoglossidae
Product: AMP deaminase 3-like
Exons: 16
Coding region: 88-2427 (779 amino acids)
Biological process (GO): AMP metabolic process; IMP salvage
Cellular component (GO): cytosol
Molecular function (GO): AMP deaminase activity
Source: RefSeq, a predicted model, not a curated record
GGACCUCAGCACAGCAGACAUAGCUGAUCGCUUGGUUGAGAUCCUGCUGCAACUCAAAGGCAAGGACUGGAGGCCCACAGCUUGGAGAUGAAGAGGAGAGAGACACCCUUAUUCAAGCAGCACACCAUUGGCUCGCUCGGGAAGGACAUGCCGCGGCAGUUCCCCAAGAUUUCCCUGAGCGAAGUGGAUGAGCAGGUGCGGCUGCUGGCUGAGAAGGUGUACGCCUCAGCGUUGAAGGAAGAGGAUACCAAGGAUGCGCUCUCCAUGUUCACUGUCCCUGAGGACUGUCCCAUUGGCCUUCAGCAGGCCAAGGACCGAGAGCUGCUCAAGGAGAUUGCUGAGCAGCAGUCUGAGGAGACUGCCAAAAGGAAGAAGAGCUUCAAGCUGAUCCGCUCCCAGUCCAUGUCCUUGCAGAUUCCAGUCAGCACUGACUGGGCCCUCUCUGUUGUGUCCCCCCUGCUGUCCCCAGCCUCCACAUGCCCCUCCAUCCCAGACAAUGUCCCAGAGUUCCAGAGGGUCACCAUCAGUGGGGAUUACUGUGCUGGAAUCACUGUGGAAGACUACGAACAAGCUGCUAAGAGCCUGCUGAAGGCUCUGUUCAUCCGUGAGAAAUACUCGAAGCUGGCCUACCACCGCUUCCCCAGGACCACGGCCAAGUUCCUCCGCAGCGCCGAGGGGCAGAAGUGGCUGGAGGAAGAUGAGGUCCUUCCAGAUGUCUCUCCCUGCCCUCGGGAGGGGGAGGACCCGUACCGGAUGGAGGACAUCCCAGAGAACCUCAACUAUGAGCUGAAGAUGAAGGACGGCAUCAUCUAUGUCUAUGACAAUGUCGAGGCCCUCAAGCUACAGCAGCCACGCAGCCUCCCUUACCCCGACCUGGAGACCUUCGCCAUUGACCUAAGUCAAGUCCUGGCCAUGAUUGCUGAUGGGCCCACGAAGACCUACUGCCACAGACGGCUGAACUUCUUGGGAUCCAAAUUCUAUUUACAUGAGAUGUUGAAUGAGAUGGCAGAACUGAAAGAACUCAAGAGUGUUCCACAUAGAGACUUUUAUAAUGUCAGAAAGGUAGACACGCACAUCCACGCAGCAGCCUGCAUGAACCAGAAACACCUUCUCCAGUUCAUCCAGACCACCUACAAGACGGAUGCAGAGCGGGUGGUGCAGGAGAAGGGUGGAAAAAAGAUUACGCUUAAACAGCUGUUUGACAGCCUGAACAUGGACCCCUACGAUCUCACUGUAGACUCGCUGGAUGUUCAUGCAGGCAGACAGACGUUCCAUCGCUUUGACAAGUUCAACUCCAAAUACAAUCCAGUGGGGGCCAGCGAACUCAGGGAGAUCUACUUGAAAAGUGACAACUACAUCCAAGGGGAGUACUUUGCACGCCUCAUUAAGGAAGUAGCCCAUAACUUGGAGGAGAGUAAAUACCAGCAUGCAGAGCCUCGCCUGUCCAUCUAUGGUCGAUCCCCAGAAGAGUGGGAGAACCUGUCCCACUGGUUCAUUCAGCACAGGCUCCACUCCCCAAACAUGCAAUGGGUCAUCCAGGUGCCCCGGAUUUAUGACAUAUUCAAGUCAAAGAAGAUAAUACCUAACUUUGCAAAGAUGCUGGAAAACAUUUUCCUCCCUCUUUUUGAGGCCACCGUAAACCCUCAGAAGCACAAGGAGCUAUAUGUGUUCUUGAAAUAUGUGACAGGUUUUGACAGUGUGGAUGAUGAGUCCAAGCAUAGCAACCACAUGUUUUCCUACAAGAGCCCAAAACCUGAAGAGUGGACCACUGACGAGAAUCCACCCUACAGCUACUACCUCUUCCACAUGUACGCCAACAUCAUGGUGCUCAACAACCUGCGCAAGGAACGUGGCCUCGGCACCUUCCAGUUCCGCCCGCAUUGCGGUGAAGCGGGAUCCAUCACUCACCUGGUCUCUGCCUUCCUUACUGCUGACAACAUCUCCCAUGGGCUUAACCUGAAGAAGAGUCCUGUGCUGCAGUACCUGUACUACCUGGCCCAGGUGCCCAUUGCCAUGUCGCCGCUCAGCAACAACAGCCUGUUCCUGGAGUACUCCAAGAACCCGCUGCGGGAGUUUCUGCACAAGGGGCUGUGUGUGUCCCUGUCCACAGACGAUCCCAUGCAGUUCCACUACACCAAGGAGGCGCUGAUGGAGGAGUACGCUAUCGCUGCGCAGCUCUGGAAGCUCAGCACCUGCGACGUGUGCGAGAUCGCCAGGAACAGCGUUUUGCAGAGUGGCCUGUCUCACCAGGAGAAGAAGCACUUCCUUGGGGCGAACUACCUGAAGGAUGGACCAGAGGGGAAUGACAUCCGGCGGACCAACGUGGCACAGAUCCGCAUGGCCUACAGACAUGAGACGCUGUGCAAUGAGCUCAGCUUUCUGGUGGAUGCAGUGAAGUCAGAAGCUAUGGUUUCAGAGGCACAGUGAGCAGACUGAAUGUAUCAGCUCCUGUCAUAGUAACCUCUUAUCAACCUUACUGUAAAGUUAUGCUACAGUUGAAAUGUAUUUUACAUCACUGUCCUCGGUUAAGACAGGGAAAUACUGUUUCUUUUGAGAAAUGCAUGAGCCAAACAGAUAAAUGUGGCCUGUGCAAAGCAUAUGCUGCAUACUGUUUGUAAAUGGUUUUAUGAUGGUCUUUAAAACUUUGCCCUUGUUGGAGUGUUUCCUUGUCCCCCUCCCCCCUUCCAAAGUUCAAUUUACAAGCAGCGGAACAUAGGGAGGGGCUUGGGUGGGUUGUGGCUUUAUGUCCCACUAGAAUCAAUGUUUGUCAAAAAGCAAUGCUUAGUAAACACUUGCUACACAUGUUGUCUAUCUCACCACAUACAGGGGACACUGUAAAUGUGUCUGUAUAAAAUACAGGCUUAUAGCCAGAAGGUUGCCAGUUCAGGUGCUGGGCUCUGAUGCAAAACCCUGCAAAAUCUAUGCAGAAAUGGUGCAGUAAAAUAUUCAGCUUUCUGUUGAACAAAACUAUAAGUUGCUUUGGAUAAAAGCAUCAGAUGAGCUAUGAAACAGUAACUGGGAGGCUGCUGGAUCAGCAGUGCGUGUGGAGACAGAAUCCGUUAUGCCCACAGGUCUAUAACGUAACCCAUUAAGAUUCUGUUUAUAGAGAUGCUGACUGCAGAAAACACAAAUUCUUCGGAAACCCUACGAUCCAGAAAACAGAUUUUACAAGCCAGAUGCUACAAUCUGUAGUGGUUCAGUUUGUGGAGAAACAUAAAAAUGUGACUUUGCCUCCUUACUAACAGCGUUUCGUAAGGACAGUUUUUCAAAUGACCUCUGUUAUUGUUGAUGCAUGAUCCUGAGUCUAUAGUAGCAAAAAUGGAACAUAUGAUAAAUAUACACCACCACUUGUACUAAUGUUCUAUAUAUGACGCACAACAUGUCAGCUCUGCUUAACCUGCAUGUCUGCUGACAACAGCACACAAAUAUCCUGCUGGUUCUUUAAGUGCCAUACUGUAUGUGUAACUGUGCACUUGACAAACAUUCUCUUGUAUGAUGUGAUAUUUUUAAAAAAUCUAUUUGUAAGAGGGAAGCUGAUACAGAAAGGGAAAUGCACAGUGCCAUGAAAAAGUAUUUGCCCACUCCCUGAUUUUUUUGACAU